UGCUCAAGAACUGGCUUCAGUCGACGCAUUCAGCCUCUCGUUUUGUGCGGAGAGCUCCUUAGCUUCCACAAACGACUCGGAGUCAGCCCAUGAGGUUUCUCCAUCCGUUUCUCGCUUUGUUCGCCACGUGUAUCGUGGCAGGCGUGUCGGCGACAGGACGGUUUCCUGGAAGUAUCCGUAGUACCCACCCAGAAUCAUCGACCCAAUACGACUCUCCCGCAGAUUUGACCGUGAAUGGCGCCGCGAUUCCAGCUGACCUUUCUGACGUCGACGAUUCUCCUGUUGAAGUCGAAAAUCUAGCAGCUCGACUAAUUUCUGACGGGCUCACGGGAUUCGCGCAUUUGAUAGAAAGGUCGGGACUCUUGGAAGACGUUCCUCAGCUGCACGAUUCAUCCCUGUUAACAGUCUUCGCGCCUACUAACGAUGCGCUCCUCUCGCUCUCCCCUGCUACGCUCGCUGGUCUACAGAACUCCGAUAACCGCGAGGCGCUACGCAAUAUUCUUAUGUUUCACUUUCUCCCCGCUAAAGUGUCUCCGUUUGAGUGGACCGGCUCGGAGGAAACAUUUCUUGGUACACCGUGGAGCUGCGAGUGGGCUCGGACAAUUUCUUCGUCGCCAAUGUGGCUGUAACGAAAGUGAACGCGAUUAAAACGAGCAAGUACGACGUUCAUACGAUAUCCAGCCUUCUUCUUCCGACGCCGCCGGCUGUGGUUACUAAUCGAAGGAAGGAAAGAGGUUCAACAAUCGAGCCUGCUGAGAGAAGAAGCGCGCCGAUUCUCUCGAAGCACGGCGUUCGGCGGGACACGUUUCGAGAUGCUGUCUUCGACGAUACUGAUCCGCGAGAGAAUGUCUCCAGCGAACCGCAGGUGCCGCCUGUGGUUGGCUAUGACUCAGCCGGUUCCGAGCUGUCUCAGGGCGCCAGCGCGGCCGCCGCGGGCGACAUGGGGGACGGGGGAGCAACGGACGUGCGACGCGCGCUGAAAGAGGACGCGGCGGAUUGGGGGAACGGCGGAGGUGGAGGAGAAGGAGGCGGAGAGGCGGCGCGGCGGUCGGCGCUGCUGGAGCAGAUGCUGUCCGCCAAUCUGCGCCUCUCCGCCUUCGCCCAGGGCUCUGAGUCCCCCCUGAACCCCCCGUGGAGCCGUCCGUUCCGCCUCCUACACCUACGCCGCCUUCCCCCCCGCCUGCUGCGCCUAACACGUCAUCCUCCUCAUCGCCCUCAUCGCCCUCAUCGUCCCCCUCCACUAUGUCAACGGGAGUCAUCGUUGGCAUUGCUUCUGGCGGCAUCGUUCUCCUCUGCUUCACUGUUGCUGUCGUGCUCACUUCAUUCCUGUGGCUCUCUAAGAAACGACAGAAAGCUGAAGAUGCACCUUCAAGCAGCAAACUCCACAACCCUCCCUACGACCAAGAGUCAGCAGCAGCAGCUGCAGCAGCAGGAGCCAUGGCCGCCGCAGGACCAGGAGCAGGAGCAGGGUCAGGCAACCACAUACACUCAAUAAUUGUGGGCGGCACAUCGGACACCCCCCUGCUGUGCCACCAGUACCCUCUGCAGCUGAUCAAGCAGGUCACGGAGAAUUUCUCAGAGUCCCGGAGGAUUGGCAGCGGCGGGUAUGCGGACGUGUACCGAGCGUUGGACCCCAUGGAUCCCACGAUCACUUGGGCGGUGAAGAGAGCCAAAGUGCUCACCAACGACUUCAAGAGAGAGAUCCACGAGAUGGCGUCGAAGCACCACCCAAACCUGGUGCGGCUGCUGGGGUUCUGUCUGGACAUGGAUGUGGUGAACGAGCGCACGGAGCAGAUCCUUAUCUACGAGUACAUGGUCAAUGGGGACCUCGAGGCGUGGGUCGGGCCAGAGGCGCCCAAGUGCCUGACCCUGUCUCAGCGCUUUAACAUCUUGAUUGGAUCUGCACACGGGCUUGAGUACCUGCACAGCUUUGGCAUCGUGCAUCGCGACAUCAAGCUGGCCAACAUCCUGUUGGACCGCCACAUGCACGCCAAGGUCGCGGACUUCGGCCUCGUGCGCAUGGGCGAGGGCACCUCCGUCGGCACCACCAGGAUCCUUGGCACGCCGGGCUAUGUCGACCCAGCUUACACACGCACGCGCAGAGCCACCACAGCCACGGAUGUCUACAGCUAUGGAAUUGUGAUCUUAGAGGUCAUGACUGGGCAGCGGGCAAUGAUGGGCACGGGUGUAUUGCAAACGAACAUCAAGGACUGGGCUGAUCACCAUGUGCUUGCUCGCGAUGCACACAGUCUCAAGGAUCCCCGACUCGACUUUCCUAUUCCAGACGAUCUCAUGCUUCGCAUUGCUCGCUUCGCCUUGACCUGCACGUCUAUCCCGACCGCGAAUCGCCCGACUAUGAGCCAGAUAUACACCGAACUCAAUAACAUGAAGCAAGAGUGUUUUGGAGUUGAGGAAAACGUUGCGGCUAAUCAGGUGGAUGCGGAAAUAUCUAGCGCUGAGAAGGAAGCAGCAAUUCCUCUUGACGAGCAGAUUGCUCAAAUCGAGCUUGCAUCAGAUGCGUUAAGCCUGGGUGCUUGGAGAUCAAACCCUUCAGGGUCAGGGGGGACUUCAUAGUGUUCCAAUGUGAGGUGCUUUGUUUUUUAUUCUCCUAAUUGUUUUGUAGUAGCAUGUGCCAUACUUCAAGUAUAUCAA
This is a messenger RNA of Closterium sp. NIES-67, 2652 nucleotides long. The record is from the annotation of a GenBank genome assembly. Lineage: Eukaryota; Viridiplantae; Streptophyta; Zygnematophyceae; Desmidiales; Closteriaceae.